Phytophthora nicotianae INRA-310 is the source of this 1213-nucleotide messenger RNA. RefSeq lists its product as hypothetical. Lineage: Eukaryota; Oomycota; Peronosporomycetes; Peronosporales; Peronosporaceae. The record is from RefSeq and is a predicted model, not a curated record. Bases 1 to 1128 code for a protein of 375 amino acids. The transcript has a single exon.
AUGCGCAAACUCGAGCUUCAUCGAAGGCGAAUGGCACGCUUCCGUAACAGACGAGCAGUGAAGAAGAAUGACAUGAACGAGGAAUACCGUCGUCUUGAACAAAAGCUAGAGCAGCGGCUUGCCGCCUUGCAUAGGAAUAAAAAAUGCGAUGGCAACGGGGGGAUCGAUUCGGUCCAGCUACAGAUGCAACAGCUGGUAUUGGAGCAUGAAUCGCUUCGAGAAGAACAUGUAAAGCUACAACAGGAGCUCGCACGGUUCCAGAAGCUCGCGCUAAUGAUUCAGAGUGCAAGAAACAGUGUUCUCAAUGAUAAUAAUGUCACCAACUCGACCGAAAUGCACAGCGAAGUUACAGUGCGUUGCAUCGAGUCGAAAUGGCAACCAGUUCAGCAACAAUCCGGCUUCCGUGUGCACUUCCCGCAGGCCAGUCCAUCGUUUUUCUUCCAUCCAUUUACCAGGGAAGAAUUUGACGAUAUUCUUCGCUGUCACGACAAGAACACAGCCAGAAAUUCGUCCUAUCUCGCUUGGGCUGGAGUGUAUCUCGGAUGGAAGGUUUACCACGGCGCACUUACCCCUGGCAAGGAUUUUCUAAUCGCUCACGUCCGGUGCAGUAAACGGAUACACUGUUCGAUCGACAGCAUGAUGGAUCGUUUGAUCAGCCAGGAUGGGUCAAGUAAGUGGCCUAUUAUGCCUACAGCCAGAGAUAUCGGCGUCAGAGCAGAGAUCAACAUCCAGACGUUGCAAAAGUUCGACGAAGACACAUACGUGAUUGUUCGCAAUUACACUGGUGGCACCAACUUUCGCUACAUGUGCCUGGUGCAGCGAUCGGAGAUAGAGUUGCUGGAUGGAAAGCGAAAAUUCAAGUUUUACUACGUCCUCGGUGACUCCAAGGCUAAUGCUCGUAGCCGUGAUGCAGAAUUGACUGGUCAAGAUGAUGUUCAGUGGGUCACAGAAAGAGGGGGUUACUCGAUGACAUUGAGUGAGGUCGAUGGCUCGAGCAUUGACAUGGUUUUCGACAGCUUAGGUUGUUUCAAGAGUGAAGAGCAAGCGCUAGGACAUUUUAUCAUGUUUGGCCGUAUCGUCACUCGAUGGGACCAGCUAGUUUUCGCGUCAAAUCUGCUCAAGUUUUGAUAGGGUGAUUUAAUGAUUAGAUUUUAGACCUGCAAAACGUGUACUUAGUACUUGGUAUUCAAUAGCAUCACUCGUGGAUCAAAGA